AAUCAUGCGCCACAUUUUACGACUAAAAUAAUUGACAUCAACUACAAUACUGCGUAUAUAAACCCCAGACGGGAAGACUUCUACAGACAGUACUGAAUUGUAUUAACUGUUGUACCUUCGAGAUGUUCAAGAAAUUCCUUUGUUUGUGUCUGCUGAUUGGCGCUUUCGCCCUGUUCAACGAAUUGCCCAGCGUCAGUGCGUUACCGGAAGAUGCUGCUGACAAAGAUGCAGAUGCGGCAGAGGAACCAGCAGACGAAGAAGGCGGUGAAGACGAGGAGGACGAGGAGGAUGAUGAGGAGGAGCCACAAGAAGCUGUAGAGGCGGCUGAAGAAGAUAUAGAAGAGUCCGAUGAUGAUGAAGGGGAUGAUGAAGCAGAUGAAGUAGAGGAUGAAGAAGAGGAAAAUCCAGCUCAAUAAUAUCGCUAAAUAGUGGCCAAAGUAGUUAGAGGAAAAGUGAACCUCGCAGUUUAUAAUUAGGGCAGUUUGCUACAUCUAAUAUAAGUAGAAUUUGACAAAGGAAAAUGUUUAUAAAUGUGAAAAUCUUGAACCCAAAUACAUGAUAACAAUACCCGCUCAA
Molecule: messenger RNA, 576 nt
Organism: Zeugodacus cucurbitae (melon fly)
Lineage: Eukaryota; Metazoa; Arthropoda; Insecta; Diptera; Tephritidae
Product: acidic leucine-rich nuclear phosphoprotein 32 family member B
Exons: 2
Coding region: 123-416 (97 amino acids)
Source: RefSeq, a predicted model, not a curated record